UCUUCCACACGAUAACAUGGCCAAGGUACCAAUGUGGCCGAAUGUGAAACACGAGAAGGACGUGGUAGAUACUCUGAUGUGGAAUCGAUGGUUACUGCGGAUUAUCGGUAUUUGGCCGUUAGUGUACCCGAAUACCACGACGAUCGAGAAGAUUCUGGCGACAUUCUCGUUCGCACUGUGCUGGACCGUGCUCAGUUUACUGCUGGUGCUCACAAGCAUGUACACCUUCUCGGACCGGAGUAUCAUGGGUGAGAAGAUGAAGAUGCUAGGCCCGCUGGGCUACGUGUUCUUCUCCAUGCUGAAGUAUCUCCUCCUGGUGAUACGUCACAAGAGUAUCCGCCGAUGCGUCCGAGUCCUCAGCGCCGACUGGCGCAUGGUCCAGGAGGGCUACCAUCGGGAGAUCAUGAUAAGGGAUGCCACGAAGGGCCACUUACUCUCCAAAUUCUGCAUAAUGUUUAUGUACUGCGGCGGCCUGUCCUACAAUACGGUGAUGCCGUUCCUGUCGCAGACGCCCGAGAACGAACUGAACAUCACCGUCCGACCAAUGGCCUACCUCGGCUUCGAUAUUCUCUUCAAUUUGCAAAUCAUGCCGGUUUACGUGUUCGCCUUCUGCCUGCAGUGCUUCACCGGUGUCGUCAUGUUCAACAUCACCACGUCGGUUUGCUGCUUGGCGGCCAUGUUCGUGGCCCAUGCCUGCGGUCAGAUGGACAUCGUGAUAAAUCGUGUGGAGAAUCUCAUAAAGGGUGAAGAACAAUGCAGCCGCGUGAAGUUUGAACGGUGCAUGGCGAUUAUCGUGCAGCAUCACGUGCGAGCGUUGAAGUAUUUGAUGGAAGCUGGACUAAGAUUUUGCAGAUUUUCAGCCAACAUCGAGGAUACUUUGCGCGAGAUAUGUCUAGUCGAGAUGGUGGGGACGACAUUGAUAAUGUGUCUAGUAGAAUACUCACUGAUUACGGUAACGACGUAUCGGAUAUAUUUCAAACGGUGCAAAAAUAUUAUUUCAUAUUCACAGGAGUGGAAUAACAGCGACAAUAUAGCAAUCUUCACGUAUUUCUUUCUGUUUCUCUCGUUUGUCUUCAACAUUUUCAUAUUCUGUUACAUCGGUGAACUGCUCACGAAACAGUGUUCCAAAGUCGGAUAUACGUCGUACAAGAUCGAGUGGUACAAUUUAUCAGGAAAGACCGCUCUCGAUCUCAUGUUAAUGAUCGCAAUAUCACGUCAUCCGGUACAGAUCACCGCUGGAAAAAUGAUAAGUCUCUCUUUCGCUAAUUUCGGCAAUGUAAGUACACAAUUCUUUUUUAUAUCAAAGACAAAAGCGCAAUUCAUUUCGUGAAGAUAAUGAUCAAAUUGAGUCAAGUUGAAUGUUUAUGUACACACAGCCGACCGAAACAAGUAUUAAAAAAUAUUUCCCCCAUUCUUGCAGGU
Messenger RNA from Dinoponera quadriceps, 1422 nucleotides. RefSeq lists its product as uncharacterized. Bases 17 to 1330 code for a protein of 437 amino acids. NCBI's taxonomy places the organism in Eukaryota, Metazoa, Arthropoda, Insecta, Hymenoptera, Formicidae. Gene Ontology annotation, biological process: sensory perception of smell; detection of chemical stimulus involved in sensory perception of smell. The record is from RefSeq and is a predicted model, not a curated record. Gene Ontology annotation, molecular function: olfactory receptor activity; odorant binding. Gene Ontology annotation, cellular component: plasma membrane. The transcript has 4 exons.